AUGAUCAUUAACCUCAUAUCUGACUGCAACACAACCUCAAGCGGGCAGAGGCUGCGUCGCGAAACUCCAUUAGCAUCCCCCAUCCCGACCGCUUCUUUGGCGCGAUAUGAGGAGGGUGAAGGUCGCAAAGUGGCUUCGGACGCAAAGAAAAUAUCAUCAUACGUUCAACAGUUCAGCAGCAAUCGGGGAAAGUUCGGCAGCAGACGUAAUGGUCGACCACUCCUCUUUCAAUAUCUGCAGCAAGGUCAUUGUGAUAUCGACUCGAUCGUAUUCGUUGUGAAAAAUGUUGACGAAAAUUAUGUCGCUGGCUAUAACCACGUGAGCGUCAAGGGAAUUGUGAAAGCCCAGAGAGCGCGAAGGAUCAACGUCGCUACUGUAUCCCUCUUGCCUCUCCGAUUCAGUUUAGCUGAUAUAGCCUUCAGCUUCAAUGUCAUGCAUGAAGUUUUGGGAAUAGUCCGCGAGCCAAAUCUGGCAUAUUUGGAUUGCGCAGUGUUGAUCUGCCUC
Messenger RNA from Mesorhabditis spiculigera, 504 nucleotides. The record is from the annotation of a GenBank genome assembly. Lineage: Eukaryota; Metazoa; Nematoda; Chromadorea; Rhabditida; Rhabditidae.